AUGGCCUGGGCCCCUCACCUCCUUGCAGUGCUCAGCCAUGGAUCAGGUUCCCUGGUCCAGGCAGCUCUGACUCAGCCACCCUCGGUGUCAGCGAAGCCAGGACAAACCAUCCAGAUCUCCUGCUCGGGGAGCAGCGAUGGCUACUAUGGCUGGUACCAGCAGAAGGUGCCUGGCACUGCCCCUCUCACUGUGAUCUAUGCUAAUGACAAGAGACCCUCAGGCAUCCCUUCACGAUUCUCUGGCUCCAAGUCUGGCUCCACAGGCACCUUAACCAUCACUGGGGUGCAGGCUGAGGACGAGGCUGUCUAUUACUGUGGCAGCUGGGAUGGCAGUGGCUAUGGUUCCCUGGUCCAGGCAGCUCUGACUCAGCCACCCUCGGUGUCAGCGAAGCCAGGACAAACCGUCCAGAUCUCCUGCUCCGGUACCGGCGGCUAUGAUGUUGGCUGGUACCAGCAGAAGGUGCCUGGCACUGCCCCUCUCACUCUGAUCUACUACAAUACCAACAGACCCUCAGGCAUCCCUUCACGAUUCUCUGGCUCCACAUCUGGCUUCACAGCCACCUUAACCAUCAGUGGGGUGCAGGCUGAGGACGAGGCUGUCUAUUACUGUGGUGGCUACGACAGCAGCAGUGUGACAGAGGCCCUGAUGGUGCUGCAGAAGGAUGUGGAAGUGACACAGCUCCUGCCCUUGUGCCUGGAGGCCAACCUCUGA
Messenger RNA from Dryobates pubescens (Downy woodpecker), 711 nucleotides. Its product is annotated as immunoglobulin lambda-1 light chain. NCBI's taxonomy places the organism in Eukaryota, Metazoa, Chordata, Aves, Piciformes, Picidae. The record is from RefSeq and is a predicted model, not a curated record. The transcript is spliced from 6 exons. Gene Ontology annotation, biological process: immunoglobulin production; immune response. The coding region runs from base 1 to 711 and encodes 236 amino acids.